AUGGAAGCUUUCAAAAUUAACGCUGCUGCAGUGACUCGUGAUUAUAUUGUUAAUCCUGUUCUUGAUUAUAGAACAGUGACUAGUGUUAAUGGACCAUUAGUUAUUCUUGAUAAUAUUAAAGGACCAAAAUAUAGUGAAAUUGUAAACAUUAAAUUAGGAGAUGGAAGUGUCCGUAAAGGACAAGUUUUAGAAGUUACUGGCAAUAAAGCUGUUGUACAGGUUUUUGAAGGAACUUCAGGGAUUGAUGCACGUUAUACAAGAUGUGAAUUUACAGGAGAUGUUUUGACAAUUCCAGUUUCAGAAGAUAUGCUUGGUAGAGUUUUCAAUGGAUCUGGUAAACCAGUUGAUAAAGGACCUAAUGUUAUUGCAGAAGAUUAUCUUGAUAUUAAUGGACAACCAAUUAAUCCAGCAAAUAGAGUAUAUCCAGAAGAAAUGAUUCAAACAGGUAUUUCUGCUAUUGAUGUUAUGAAUUCUAUUGCUAGAGGACAAAAAAUACCAAUUUUCUCAGCUGCAGGAUUACCACAUAAUGAAAUUGCAGCUCAAAUUUGUAGACAAGCAGGUCUUGUUAAACACAAAGGACUUGGUGUUGUUGAUAAUCAUGAAGAUAAUUUUGCUAUUGUUUUUGCAGCUAUGGGAGUCAAUAUGGAAACAGCAAGAUUCUUUAGACAAGAUUUUGAAGAAAAUGGUUCUAUGGAAAGAGUUACAUUAUUCUUAAAUCUUGCUAAUCAUCCAACUAUUGAAAGAAUUGUUACACCUCGUCUUGCAUUAACUACUGCAGAAUAUUUUGCUUAUACAUGUGAUAUGCAUGUUCUUGUUAUUUUAACUGAUAUGUCAUCAUAUGCUGAUGCACUUCGUGAAGUUUCAGCUGCUAGAGAAGAAGUUCCAGGUCGUAGAGGAUAUCCAGGUUACAUGUAUACAGAUCUUGCUUCGAUUUAUGAAAGAGCAGGUCGUGUUAAUGGAAGAGUUGGAUCUAUUACCCAAAUUCCAAUUUUAACUAUGCCAAAUGAUGAUAUUACUCAUCCAAUUCCAGAUCUUACUGGUUAUAUUACUGAAGGACAAAUUUAUGUUGAUAGAAAUAUGCAUAAUAGACAAAUUUAUCCACCAAUCAAUGUUUUACCAUCAUUAAGUAGAUUAAUGAAAUCAGCUAUUGGAGAAGGUAUGACUCGUGAAGAUCAUUCAGAAGUAUCAAAUCAAUUAUAUGCUAAUUAUGCUAUUGGUAAAGAUGCACAAUCAAUUAAAGCAGUAGUUGGUGAAGAAGCACUUUCAAUGGAAGAUAAAUUAGCAUUAGAAUUUCUUGAUAAAUUUGAACAAAAGUUUAUUUCACAAGAUUAUUAUGAAUCACGUGAUAUUUUCCAAUCACUUGAUCUUGCAUGGUCAUUAUUAAGAACUUUCCCACGUGAUAUGUUGAAAAGAAUUUCAAAUGAAACUUUAGACAAAUACUAUGAUCCAAAUCCUGAUGAAAGAAUAGAUGAUAAAGAAGGAACCUUAUAA
This is a messenger RNA of Entamoeba dispar SAW760, 1491 nucleotides long. Its product is annotated as vacuolar ATP synthase subunit B, putative. Bases 1 to 1491 code for a protein of 496 amino acids. The record is from RefSeq and is a predicted model, not a curated record. Gene Ontology annotation, biological process: ATP metabolic process; proton transmembrane transport. The transcript has 2 exons. Lineage: Eukaryota; Evosea; Mastigamoebida; Endamoebidae. Gene Ontology annotation, cellular component: proton-transporting V-type ATPase, V1 domain. Gene Ontology annotation, molecular function: proton-transporting ATPase activity, rotational mechanism; ATP binding.